AUGCCGUCUAUGAAAGUGGAAGGCGACAGUGAUGGUGAUGGGGACAUGUCCGGGGGUGAUACGGAGCGCUCUGGGGGCUCCUCCGCCCUGACGGCCCGCUUGACGAGGGACUCCGAUGAUUCCUCUGAGUUUGUACAAAACAAUGGAUCAAACCUGGAGAGACAGUUCAACGCACUUAGAGAACAACUGUACCACGAGAGGGUGAAGCAAGUGGAGCACCAGCUGGCGGAGGUGAGGAGUGGCCGCUCACAGGAGUACCUCGGACCUCUGAGAAGGCUACAGGAUAAUAUGAAGAUUAGGAUCGAAGUGGCCGGUAUAUUGAAACAAAUGCGGAUUGAAAACAUCAAACACAAGUACGAGGCGGAGGAGCAGGCCGCGCAUCAGCAUUUCAAGGUAAGUUAUUACUUAUCUACACUUAAAUCUGCAUAAAUAUCAAGCUUAAAUGUUACUUAGGUUUUCCGGUAGAUUUAACUAAUGCUAGGCUCUCGGGGCAGACAACGACGCCUUUGCAAGGCGUUGUUUACCAAUGGCUGAAUGUGGCUCAUGUUUCUUUGUGCUCCUUGCAAGCACUAGGCCCUGGGCGGUUGCCGCAUUUGCCAUUCCCUUAAGAACAAUACUGUAGAGGAUCAUAAUUUUGUAGAGGAUCAAAUUUAAGCUAAUAAUAUUACUCAAAGACUACAGUAAAAUUUAUAUUUUGAGAUUAUUAUGACAGGUUUACAAUGUAAAUGGAUUUUGAGAGGCCAUACUGUUUGGUCAUGUUAAAUUUUACAUUCCCUAGUGUCAAUGUGUUAGAAAAAUAGUUUAUUCUGCGAAAUAUAGCUGAAGAGGAAUAACUUGUUGAGUAUUAACUUUUAACACCAGUUUACUGUUAAAUAAUAUUAGGUCAAGUUACGGUAAAACAGUCUUCAUAUUCAACUUCACAUUCUUCUGUCUUAGUCUUCACAUUGUUAUGUUCUUUUUACUUGCAAAGGUAAGUUUAUAUUGCUUAUUAUAUAGCCGUCUCAACGUAGUCUUAAGACUAAUUUCUAUAGCUAAUUAUAGCUACAAUAUUCAAAUUCAAGAAAUGGCGAUGAAAUCAGUAUAAUCCAGGUAAGUAUCUGUGCAUGAAAUUUUGGUGAGAGUUUGUGUUAUUUCCCUAUAGAUGUCGCUACCUUAAUUUGUUAGCUGAACGUGCAAAUAGUUUUAUAAUUCCUCACUAGAUGGCAGUACUCAGCGCAUAU
Messenger RNA from Manduca sexta (tobacco hornworm), 1220 nucleotides. Its product is annotated as breast cancer metastasis-suppressor 1-like protein-A. Gene Ontology annotation, cellular component: Sin3-type complex. The record is from RefSeq and is a predicted model, not a curated record. Gene Ontology annotation, molecular function: histone deacetylase binding. Lineage: Eukaryota; Metazoa; Arthropoda; Insecta; Lepidoptera; Sphingidae. The coding region runs from base 1 to 429 and encodes 142 amino acids. The transcript is spliced from 3 exons. Gene Ontology annotation, biological process: negative regulation of transcription by RNA polymerase II.